Molecule: messenger RNA, 279 nt
Organism: Thelazia callipaeda (thelaziosis nematode)
Lineage: Eukaryota; Metazoa; Nematoda; Chromadorea; Rhabditida; Thelaziidae
Source: the annotation of a GenBank genome assembly
AUGCUCUUGACCCUUCUAUGGCUACCAGCAAUCCCCGUGACGUGUGCUCUGUCCUCCUUCCAGUGCUAUUCAUGUGGUGUAUUUCUGAAUGCUCCUACAGCCCACUGCAAAGGUGAACCAAAAAAGAUUAACUGUACCAAUACGGCAUCAUUUAAUGGUUGUGUUUCAAUUACUGCAUUGAAUAAGGAUGGUUCAUAUUAUGUAGAAAAACGGUGCGCAGAUAGUGAGGAGAGAAUGCUGAAAGAUGGCGAAUGCUUGAAAAUGAAAGUUUGGAAGUAA